ACAACUCAAUGUCAAAUUGCGUAUUGUCAUAUUUAUAAUGGCAGUUGUAUGUUGCCUAAAAAUAAACAGAAAUAGCAACUCACGCCCCGUAUCUUCAAGGGGAGUGACAUCUCCGCGUCCAUGCGUUGAAUAGUUUGCAAGAAGUAAAACGGUUGACGGCGCGAGACGUGGAUGGAAAUAUCUGUGGAAACCUGUUGAUAACCGCGUUAUGACAAUGGAGAAAUGUGUUUCCGGACGUUGAGAAGUGACACUCGUUAUUACCAAAAAAAGCUCUUGCCGACGGCGAAGAUGGUAUAGCAAGUCUACUGCAUUCCCAUGGCAUUCAAACGUGCAUGAUACUGGUAACAAACGUGCUAAACUUUUUAUUUAAGAAAGUUUCCACAGCCUUUGAAUUCGCAUGGUUGUCUGUAAAUAUGUAAACAUAUAUUUUUUUAUUGCAGUGACCUAGUAUUUAACAAAGCAAAGAAGUUCGUUUUCAUUCAUGCAAACGUUCGUUUUCAUUCAUGUACUAGCCUGUACAGAAUGAGAGGACAAGACAGGUGUUGUCAAGAUUUGUCACGCGCAGAUUUUUCUUAGCAGCGUACAUAAACAACGGUAAAACGUGGAAUUAACCUGCUAACAAUCCACCAAGGAAAAGCCUAUGAGAUGGUCUCCACUUACUUUACUGACUGGGAAGAGAUAACUUGAGGACAAUCCAAAGGCUAAGUUCACAAUGAAACUGCUGAGCUUACUUUGCGUUGUUGUCGGAUUGAGGACAUGCCUGAUGAACAGAAACUGCCCGGACCUCUUCAUUGACAGCUGUCAUUGCUCUUCUGAGAGGUCCAAGGAGUUGAGCAGACAGAAGAUUCGGGUGAAAGUGGUGUGUGAUGAUGUGGAAUUACAGGACACUCUACAACCCAGUUUUUUACCCAACAAAACAGUAUCCCUGAUCCUCAGCAACAACAAGAUUUCCCUGCUGAGAAAUGCCUCCUUCUUUGGCCUGAACGUCCUGGAGAAACUGGACUUGAGUAAUAAUUUGAUUAGCACGGUGGAGCACGGAGCCUUCUGCGGACUGACGGCUCUAAGGAGACUGGAUCUGUCCAACAAUCGGAUUGGCUGCCUCUCUCCUGAAAUGUUUUUAGACCUUGGCAAUCUCUCUAAAUUAAAUCUAUCUGGAAACAUAUUCUCUUCAUUGCCCUUGGGACUGUUCGCACACCUCGUGUCUCUCAAAGUCCUGCACUUCUCCACAGAGUCUCUGUUCUGUGACUGCCAGCUGCGGUGGCUGCUGCACUGGGCCAGUGCCAACGGCGCACGCCUGGGCAACGACACCGUGUGUGUUUACCCCACACACCUCCGCGGCCUCCAGGUCCGUAACCUGAGGGAGAACCAGCUCCAAUGCGAUGGCCCUCUGGAGCUGCCCCUGUUCCAGCUGAUCCCGUCCCUGAGACAGGCGGUGUUCCACGGGGACCGGCUUCCCCUGCAGUGCACCGCCUCCUACCUGGAGCCCACCUUCUCCCUGCACUGGCGCCACAAUGGCCACGCCGUCCGCAGCAACGAGGAGAGGGGUGUCUACGUGGAGGACACCCUAGUGCACGACUGCUGUCUGCUCACCAGUGAAGUCAUCCUCUUCAACAUCGACCUCAGCCUUGCUGGCAGCUGGGAGUGCCAGGUGACCAGUUCCCGUGGCAACAGGUCCAAACAGAUGGAGAUUGUUGUGUUGGAGACGUCAGCGCCCUACUGCUCAGCAGACCGGGUCAGCAUCAACAAGGGAGAUUUCAGGUGGCCUAAGACCAUGGCAGGGAUUCUGGCAUUCCUGCCCUGCGCUCCAUCCACAUUUGGUUCUUCCCCCCACCCUUCUGGCACCAUCUUCCACCACCCCAAUCAAAGGGAGAAGAAAGCCUGGCGGCGCUGUGACCGGGAAGGCCAGUGGGCAGAGGAGGACUAUACUCAAUGCCCUUAUGCCAGUGAGGUAACCCGGGUACUGCAUGAGCUCACUCAGGUGACCAUCAAUACCAGUAAUGCCCAGGCAUUAGCGCAGCAGCUGGUUGCCUUCACCGGCAGGGCGGGAGACUUCAGCGAUGUGAUGGAUGUCAUCUUUGUCACACACCUGGUUGAGAGGUUGACUCGCUUGGUUGACCAACGCAGAGAUCUAGGGGACUACAUCUCUGACAUAGCCAGUAACAUGAUGCUGGUGGAGGAACAUGUCUUGUGGAUGGCUCAGAACGAGGCCAGGGCGUGUACACGCAUUGUCCAGUGUGUGGAGCGAAUUGCCGACCUGGCUCUCACUAGAGACAUGCAGACAGUCUCAAAGGUGUCUCCAAAUAUAGCACUGGAAGCCUUCCUGAUCAGGCCAGCUAACUUCCAGGGUCUUUCUUGUACAGCGGUUCAGCGAGCCCCACUGCCGCCCCUCUCCAGUCAGAAUCCUGACGGGGACCGGGAUGCCAUCUGGGAUACGUUGCUCAACUUUAAAUGUCACACAGUCAAUGGCAGCGGCUCCCCGGCAAGCCAACUCAGCAAGAACUCCGUGGCAGUCGCCUCAAUCCAUUUGCUGCUGGCUGGUACGCCUAACCCUUCUGCGUUGCAAUCUGUUGAUAACUCGACUUGCAAGCUGCAGUUUAUUGUCUUUCGAAAUGGGAAACUCUUUCCUUGCACAGGGAAUUCGUCAAAUCUUGCAGAUGAUGGAAAACGUAGGAGCGUUUCGACACCAGUUGCUUUCACCAAAUUAGAUGGGUGCAGCUUCGGGAGCGCGGUACACUCGGUAACCAUCGCUCUCAGGCACUUUGCGCUGGGUGUAGACCCCACCGCAGCCUAUUGGGAUUUUGACCUGCUAGAUGGGCACGGUGGCUGGCGGGCAGAGGGGUGCCACAUAACAGGCUCCGCGGGCAACACGACCACCAUUCAUUGCACUCAUCACAAUAACUUUGCGGUGCUGAUGGAUCUGAAGAAGGUGCUGUCUUUCCCCCCAUACCCUGGGGAGUUUCUGCACCCGGUCGUGUAUGCCUGCACGGCCGUCAUGUUGCUCUGCCUCUUCGCCUCGAUCAUCACCUACAUCGUGCACCACAGCACUAUCCGCAUCAGUCGGAAAGGAUGGCACAUGCUCCUCAACUUCUGUUUCCACACGGCUCUGACCUUCACUGUGUUCGCUGGGGGCAUCAAUCGAAUCAAAUACCCCAUCAUCUGUCAAGCAGUCGGCCUGGUGCUGCACUACUCAUCUCUGUCCACCAUGCUGUGGUUAGGGGUGACGGCCCGGAACAUUUACAAGCAGGUGACCAAGAAGCCUCCGCAGCCACAGACCGGAGACCCGCCAGCUCACCCCAAACAACCCAUGCUGAGCGUACAGCCCAAGCCGACACACAGGGAGAAGCACAUCCUCAGGUUUUAUUUAGUCAGUGGCGGAGUUCCCUUUAUCAUCUGUGGAAUCACAGCAGCUGUCAAUAUUGACAACUACGGCAGCGGGGAGGCCACACCCUACUGCUGGAUGGCAUGGGAGCCCAGCUUGGGAGCCUUCUAUGGCCCUGUGGCGUUCAUCGUCCUGGUGACCUGCGUCUACUUCCUGUGCACCUUCAUCCAGCUGAGGCGCCACCCUGAGAAGAAGUACGAGCUGAAGGCCCUGACCGACGAGCAGCAGAGGCUGGCAUCGGGUGGCGAUCCGGCCGGGCACCGCCACCAGGGAGGGGAACCCGGAGCCCUGCCAUCGGCGCCCAACGGGGGCCACUGCCAUGCGGGCUGCCACCUGUCCACCGCCGCCCCCGUCGACCCCUCGCUGCUCGCCAACGAGCAUUCAUUCAAGGCCCAGCUGAGAACGGCGGCCUUCACCCUCUUCCUGUUCGUGGCCACGUGGGCCUUCGGCGCACUGGCCGUGUCCCAGGGUCACUUCCUGGACAUGAUCUUCAGCUGCCUGUACGGCGCCUUCUCGGUGACGCUCGGUCUGUUUGUGCUGAUCCACCACUGCGCCAAGAGGGACGACGUGUGGCACUGCUGGUGCUCCUGCUGCCCCGGGCGACGUGCCGACCAGGGCUGCCGUGGCCACGCUCACGGCCCCUCGCGUCCGAAGGUGAAUGUCAAUGGGGACACACUGGGACACUGCCACCUGGACUCGCCAUGCCCGGCUAAGGCCCUGCUGGGACACGCCCACGGGGGCGCUGUGGCCCACUGUAAGCAGAACCAUGUGGCGUGCCUCGCCCCUGCGCCCUGCUGUGCCGCCCUGCACAGCCAGCAGGUGGCAGAGGAGGACCUGCUGCUCCACGGCAACCCAGAGGGCUGCCGGCCCGGUGUCCACCUGCACCGCUGCCUGAAGGGAGGCUCCAGGACUAAGCCCCGCCCCUUUGGCCGGCACAGGCAGGGAGGCGGCGGGGGGGCGGCAGAGAGGGAAUACGCCUACCACAUCCCGUCCAGCGUGGACGGGGGCUCGAUCCACAGCUCGCGCACGGACAGCCCCCACAGCACGCACGAGCGCCACGGGCACAUCUGUCACCUGGCUGCCGCCCCUCACGAGGCGGGUCACCUCGCGUGCCAGGCGGCCCACGAGGUGUCGCUGGCGUGCCAUGCUCCGUGCCACCGGCACGUGCCUUGCUGCGCCAAGGCGGACCUGUUCCCCACCCUGUGCCAGGCGGAGGCGGGCGACGCGGGCACCUUCCUGUGUGGCUGUGGCAAAAUAGCCAACGAGGAGGAUCUGAUUGCGCCCCAUCACCACCUGGAGAUGCACCCGCGCAGACAAUCCUACCCUCAGAACCAGCCGUCCAAUCAGAAUGGGAUCCUUAAAGGCGGCCUGCAUGAGGGUUUGCUGUACACAUCGGACAGCACAGGGAAUAUACGCACGGGACCCUGGAAGAAUGAAACUACUGUGUAGCACGCUGAGGGAAGACCGAAAAUAGGCCUCCACUCUAGCCUCCCUCCCUCUGAUCCUUGAGUCACUUCUCCCUUUCUAGAAACUUAAACCACAAAAAAAUAUUGAAUAACUCUCUGAGAGUCACAAUCCUUUUUUUUCUUCAUUUGUUUUCAUGUGUUCCGUUUCCCUGUAAAGUUAUUUGACAUGUUCGUAAAGGUUCCCCCAAUGACCAGCCGCCACAACACAAACUGAUUUUGCUUUCAUAGAUGAAUGUGAGUCAUACCCCAGACGAUACAAUAGCUUUUGUUAAAGGUUGUUUCACCACUGUUAUUAUUAUCACCAAUCUAUAGAAGAUGGGAAAAUAUGGAUGUGUGUGGGUGUGUGUGUGUGAGAACAGGACAAUUGUGUUUAUUUCAAUGGCUCAUAGAUAAAUCCAUAGACCCAGUUCUCUCUGAUGUGUAACUUCAGUACUUUGAGAAGCUCAGUGUUUCAGGCAAACACACCAGCAAUUUAGACUCAUUGGUAUUUUCACCAUUUUGAAGCAUAUUUACUAGAAUAUACUGUGAAUAUCCGCUAGAGAUGUCUUAGUAAUAUACAAAGAUAAUCUGCUCUUGUCAAGAGUUCCGUGGAUGCCGACACGUAAAAAAAAACUGAAAAAAACUGAAAAAAAUAACAACCAAGAAAACUGAAAAAACCCGUUGAGUAUUCUGUCACAGGUUGAUAUUGAAUGUCCUUGUCUGUAUGCUGUCCUACUCUAGUGUUUUUUUGUUUGUUUCUUUGGGGGGAGAGAAGUAUACAACAACAACAACAGUCGCAUUGUCAUUGUGUAUAUUUGUGGUGUUGGAGAGCGAUCGUGCCAGUAGUGUCAUAACAGGCCAUGACCAAGCAAUUCUGGGUUCAUGUCGUGUUGUCCCACAACCCAAUUCAGCAUUUCCGAUCUCUGGCAUGGCUUUGGUGAAAUGGUUGGAGGUUAAUUUAAUUGGUCAAGUCCAUGCUUUAUACUCUAUUUAUUUCUAGGAAACGGAGCAUGCAAGCCUUAUAUAUAUAUCUAUAUAUAUAGCUAUGUGUUUUGUGUUUUUUUGCCUUGUAUAUCAAUGCACAUUAUUGACAACCACCCACAAUAUGUCUACAGAGCAGAUGGAACUGUGGUCACUAUAACAUGACGUGAAACAUUUCUAUUUUUUUACAUUACAGUGGAUGUUCCUACUGCCAUGUUCAGAAGACAGGGCUGUUAUUCACUGUUCCCGUUAUUGUCACAUUCAACUCAUGCCUGAGAACAUGCGGGACGUUAAUUGAGUUGAAUAUUUAAACUGCAUAGGUUAUACAGGUGGAGUUACAAGGUGGCCCUUAGGGACUAAGUACUUUUAAAAAGCCUUUUUUUUUUUUGCCCUUUUGGGUCACCAGCUUGGUAUGGAAAUGAGUCAUUCCUGAGUUAGAGUGAACAGACAAAGUUAAGAAAGAAUCCAAUUGCUACUUUACAAGAAUACAGCAACUCCUGCCUGGCCAAAACUACAUUGGCAUGAAACACCGCGCUAUCCAUCCUGUGCAAUCCUGUCUAUGUACAUAGAAUUGAUUUGGAUUAAUUAUUUUAUAAAAGAUUUAAGAUAUUUAAGAGUAAACAUAUAUAUGUAAAGAAAAUGUAUGGAAAAGACAAAGCUCUUAAUGUUAAUGCUCAGUAUCUGAGUUUAGAAAUGUCUUUUGUUUUUUGGUGCAUAGUUUCUUUGCUUUUCUUUUUAGGUUGCUUUUCUUUUUGUUCUGAUCUUUAGUCAGGUAUGUGGACUGAACAUAUAUUUUGUUAUAUUUAACACACAAAUGCACUAAUAGCUAUGGGAUACCAGGAUAAUGUCACACAUGUCAGCUGUGAUUGAACUGAGAAAAGAAAUCCCCUCAACAUAGGGGCUUGAUUUGCAGAAAGAAUUGUUUGAAUGUGAAGGAUUUUUGAACUGAAAUGUAUAAAUGAUAAGACUGGAUUAUUUGAAACAUUACAAGGUAAUGACCGGCCAGUAGCAUCAUGGGCCCCAGUGAGACCCUUGGACAGAUGAAUCUUGACUUCAUAGGUAUGUGUCCAUGGAUGAACUGCCAUGUUACAUUAUCAGUCAAAACCCCUUGGUAUGUCCGUCCUUGGUAUCUUCUCAAAUCAUCCUGCAUUAAACAUGUCUAUGCGAGAGUA
Messenger RNA from Esox lucius (northern pike), 6977 nucleotides. Its product is annotated as adhesion G protein-coupled receptor A3. Gene Ontology annotation, biological process: cell surface receptor signaling pathway; G protein-coupled receptor signaling pathway. Gene Ontology annotation, cellular component: plasma membrane; postsynaptic density; glutamatergic synapse. NCBI's taxonomy places the organism in Eukaryota, Metazoa, Chordata, Actinopteri, Esociformes, Esocidae. Gene Ontology annotation, molecular function: protein binding; G protein-coupled receptor activity. The transcript has 20 exons. The coding region runs from base 713 to 4828 and encodes 1371 amino acids. The record is from RefSeq and is a predicted model, not a curated record.